This is a messenger RNA of Colletotrichum scovillei, 606 nucleotides long. RefSeq lists its product as uncharacterized. Lineage: Eukaryota; Fungi; Ascomycota; Sordariomycetes; Glomerellales; Glomerellaceae. The record is from RefSeq and is a predicted model, not a curated record. The transcript has a single exon. The coding region runs from base 1 to 606 and encodes 201 amino acids.
AUGCCACCAGAGUCGCCCUCGACUGCCCUCGUUCUCAGGACUGCAAGAACACCGGGCUAUAAGAAAGACCACCGAAAGAACGACGACGACAGCUACCUGGAUAUCGUGAGGCGCCGCCGAAAACCUAAGCAUAAGCCCGGCCUCGAGCUUAAUCACGAGCCGGUGAACCACAGAGCCUCGAAACGUCGCCGCAGCAUCAUAGACGAUACCGGACGCGAGCUACAUCAGCAGCAACAGUGCAGCGACCUCGUCGUCGACAACUACCGCUUCCGUAACCACCUCCUCUCCCUUCUGGACGAGCAGCGUUCGUCGGUCGAGUGCUGGGCCCGCAGCGUCGGCGCGGGAGGCCCGGCUGAACCGAUGGACUGGCAGCCCGAGCAGGAGCGGGUCGUGUACAUCGCCCGCGACCUCGUGGAGUAUGGCUGUUACGAGGACCGGUGGAGAAUCGGCGGUGGGCAGGAGGAGCAACCGCAGCAGCAGCUGAAGGAAAGGCCGACGGCGCAGCUUUCGUCGGAAUUAGUGUCGUGGGCCGAUCAGAUAGAGGAUGGGUCGGACGUGUGUGGGGCGUCGGUACUUGGCUUAAGUCUUGUGGAUGUGAUUGAGUGA